Molecule: messenger RNA, 5460 nt
Organism: Lytechinus pictus (painted urchin)
Lineage: Eukaryota; Metazoa; Echinodermata; Echinoidea; Temnopleuroida; Toxopneustidae
Product: glucokinase regulatory protein-like
Exons: 18
Coding region: 346-2223 (625 amino acids)
Biological process (GO): glucose homeostasis; carbohydrate derivative metabolic process; response to fructose
Cellular component (GO): cytosol; nucleoplasm
Molecular function (GO): enzyme binding; carbohydrate binding; enzyme inhibitor activity
Source: RefSeq, a predicted model, not a curated record
AUUCUGAGCAACGUGAAUGCUUACGACCGGCGCGGCACUGGUGGCACUGGUCGUGGCCCGUGGCCAAGUCCACGCACAUGCGUACUCUUAAUCCGAAGACGCAAGUCAUGAAUAUUCAUAUGUUGGUCCAGAACUCAGUGGGAAAAAUAAUUUCGCUGGCGGCCCUGCGCUGGCUUGUACUUUGCUUGUAUACACUGUUCGAGUUGAGGAAGAAGACGCGGUCGAUGCUUCCCCUUCUAAGACUAGUUCUACAACCAUUUUACACAGUUGUUUCUGUAGAACUUGUUCCUAUGAGGCGAUUUCCAGUCGGUGUCAUCGAAGUUGUGAUAUGGAAAACUGCCAAAGAUGGAAGACCAAUCCACAGCCAUGAGACGUUUGAAGCAAGAACAACGAAUAACAGAGCUGAGCAACACUAAGAGUAAGAACAUCGAUACUGCCAGCAUUCCAGAAAUCAUUGACAUACUGCAUGCAUGUGAAGAGGAAAUAUUCAGUGGCUGGCAGAAUUAUCAGACAUUAUUUUGCAAGGAUUUUGUAGAGAAGCUCAGUGAGGUGUCCAAACAUGCAACCGACUUUAUUAAGGAUUCUUCUGAUAAUGCUAUUAUCCUUAGUGGCUGUGGAACGUCGGGAAGACUUGCCUUUUUCAUUUCUACCAAGAUGAACAGCUUGCUACAGGAAAGGGGAUUCCCCGAAUGCUUUGAUUACAUCAUCGCCGGGGGCAAAAGGGCAUUGACACAUUCUGUUGAAGCAUUUGAAGAUAGCCCAGCAGCAGGUCAGGAUGAGCUCAUCAAGGUCUCUGAAGGAAAGAAGAAGGUUCUUUUUAUCGGAAUUUCUUGCGGACUUUCAGCUCCAUUUAUAGCAGGCCAGUUGCACUAUUGCAUGUCUCACCUAGAAACAUUCCUACCAGUCCUACUAGGGUUUAAUACUUUACACAUGGUCAGUGAUAAGGCUAUAGAAGGUUGGGAUCAGUCACUCUUAUCAGUAACUGAACGUUUAAAGCUUUUGGAGAAAAAUGGCCAGGGGUAUAUUUUUAAUCCAAUUGUAGGGCCAGAAGCCAUCACAGGUUCUUCAAGAAUGAAAGGAGGCGGAGCUACAAAGUUAAUACUGGAGACCUGUUUCCUCACUGCACUUUCACAGCUUGGUCAAUCCUCACAAGAAAAGGAUGAAAAGAUGAAUACAGACAAUCCUUCAGCAGAUGACUCUUUCAAGCCAGAAGAAAUGAUUACCAGUCUCUUUGAGUGCUACAAACAGGUUUGGGAGACAUCCUACCAAUAUUCAAAGGACCAACUCUCUAAACUACUGGAACAAGCUGGAAAGACCCUUCUUGCUAGUGGACAUGUGUAUUACCUUGGUUGGGAUACAUGGGGUGUUCUAGGAAUGAUAGAUGCAUCAGAAUGCCCACCUACCUUUGGUUCAGAUUUUGAUGAUAUCAGAGGGUUUAUGAAAGGAGGUCUUAUGUCCAGAGCAUCUUCCCCUCAAACAGUGAAUGCUGCCAGAUCUCUGGAUCCACCUGAAGAUGAAACAUCACUGAAAUUCUUCAACGCUUCUGUUCUUCCAUCCAUCACUGCCAAUGAUUCUGUUGUAUUCCUUCUGCCUUUAAACAAUGAAAGAAUUGAUGAUGACCUGAAAACCUUAUUGCCUUCAGUAAUAGAGAAAACACAGCAAGUAGGCAUAAUCUCGACAUCUUCCCUAGAUAAGACUCAACUUGCCAUAGAAGGAUACACUUUAGUUCUGCUCGGGAAGCUUUAUAAGGAGACAAUGAAAGAUCUGGACCCUAAAUGGAAGAAAGUGCUUGACGACAGACUUGAUAGUUCCCUUUGGAGUGCAGUAUUGAAGAGUGUCAAUGAGUUUGCAGUCAAGUCAGCCCUCAAUGCUAUCAGUACAGGUGCUCACAUUGCUAAAGGGAAAGUAUACCAGAACUACAUGGUGGACCUGAGACUCAGCAAUUCCAAGCUUCUUGAUAGAGGUAUUGGCAUCGUAUCAAGGUGUGCUGGCUGUUCUAAAGAGAUUGCUAGAGAUGCUGUGAUGCGAGCCAUCUACAUGACUGAUGACAUCACUUCCUUUAGAGAAACACCUGUCUCAUCCAUCAUACAGACUGCUGGAAAUGUAGAAAGGGUUGUACCUGUAGCCAUCGUCCUUGCCAUCACAGAGUGUACCAUCAAAGAAGCUCUUGAUCACCAGAAGAGGGUGCCAAUCAUCAGAACAUUAAUUCUCAAUCUCCUUUAACACAGGUGUUGAGGUAAUCACAUUAGAUACGUAUGGAUCAGUAACUAAAGAACAUUGAUGUAGUUUUUAAUACAUAGUUUAGAAGAUUGCCUACAAAAAUAAUGUAUUGAAACUUUUAUGCAGGAUUUAUAUAUACUCAGGUAUGUGCAAAUAAAAUGAAUAAUGCCAUGUUGAUAGACUUUUAUCAAGAGAACAGUAAAAUAUUGAUUAUGAUGUGAACAAGUGCAAGAAAGUGUAACUUGAUUGGAUUUUAAGUUUUUAUCUGACUGCCAAGAGUGCAUUUAUCCUUAGAAGCAUCAAGGGGACUGAUGGCCUUACAUACUCUCACAUGGACUUGGUAUUUAGGAUGAAUGAUGAUAAUUAUAAGAACAUUAUGAUUCAUGAAGCAUGCAUAUCCACUCUGCAAAGUGCUUAAGAUGCUUCUUAUAUUGAUGUUAGUAUGGCCACCAUCGGCAAGUAGGUGUAGAAGCAUUCUUGUCAGGUACUCAUUUACUACACCUGGGUUUAGUGCAGCUAAAUAUAUGAAUGAUUUCUUGUUAGAUGGCUGGGAUUAAAAUUACAACCUUUUGAUUGAAUGGUAAGAGCCAGAACCACAAAUUCUUUUAAUACCUCAUCACCCAGCCAUGGCGCGUUUUCCUUCAGCAAGAAAGUAACCCACAUUGUGCUGCACUCUUCCCAGGUGGGGUAAAGAUAUUCCUUGAAUGCCAGAGUGCCUGUAUGCAGCACGGCUAUAGCCGGGUUAUGAAUGAUAAUAACAUUAUUGUAAUGCGCAGUUGAGUAUACAUACAUAUACAAAUUGUGCAAUAUCAAUGUAAAAUUAUUAUCAUUAUUAGUCGUGCACUACAUGUAUGCCAUUCACAAAGGCUUUCUGUGUGUCCUUGCCUAUGCUCAAAUGAGGGGGCUGAGUAGGAAAACCCUGCGUGCAUUUGCUGCUGAAAGGUUUGUCUUAGGGUGUGUUGCAAGAAAAUAUUUGCAACUGAUUGCAAAGUUUAGUUUCAAAGUGAAUGUAAUAGAUUACUGUCAACCAAACCAAUCCAAUUCAUAUACCUGUUUAUGCAAGAAAUAUGCCAGCAAUCGCUUACAAGUUUAUAAUGAAAUGUAUGGCUUCCAGUUCAAUUUGGGAGUUCGAAUCAAUUGCAGGUUUCAUGCAAAAACCCAUUUUGACUUUGUUGAAUUGGCCAUACUAUGUUUUGUAUCAACUCCACUUCCAAAACCAUGUAAACUCUGAUGGGCUUACUGUACAAUUGACAAAUUUAAAGUGCAUUAUAUCUUGAUGUAAUUGUGUUUUGAUUUUGUACAAGUGUAAUUCUGUCGUUUUGAUAGUUUUAUCAUAUUUAUGCUGUGCUUUUUAAAAUCAGGGAAGAUUUUGAUUUUAUAGAAUUGUGAUACUUAUAUACCUGCUACACUUCAUUAUUUGGCAAACAAAAGGCAGUGUGACACUAUUAAUUGCAGAAAAAAAAGUAUACCAAGUAUUCAAUCAGAAAAUAUAAAAGACGGAAAACAAUAUUUUUUUGUCAAAAUUAGAUGAGAAAAUUAAAAAAAAAUCAAAUAUGGAUCUUGAUAUUUCAAAGUCUUAUUGAUUAUCUUUGUAACCUUUUCAUAUAUGGAUCAAAGAAAAAAAAAGUAUACCAAGUAUUCAAUCAGAAAAUAUAAAAGACGGAAAACAAUAUUUUUCAAUAUUGCCUGUGUUGUGCUUUCUCUUGCUGGGUGGCGAGUUAUAUUAAUACCUCGACUGAUAUAUUUCAUGUAUUCAGAAACUUAAUGUCUUCGUAAUUAACAAGACCUGUUUUUAUCAUUGUACUACAUGUAUAUAGUUAUUUUCGCUGGAUGUUGCUACAUUUCAAAAGACUAGGAUGUUGUCAAUCACAUUGGAAUCUUGUUUAUUCUUAAUCAUAAUAGCCAAAGUUGAAAAAGACUGACUUAUUUACUUUAAACACAAACUUUCAGUGCCAAAUCAUAUUUUUUGUCAAAAUUAAAUGAGAACAUUUUAAAAACUCCAAUAUGGAUCUUGAUAUUUCAAACUCUUCUUGAUUAUCUUCGUAACCUUUUCAUAUAUGGAUCGAAGAAAAAAAAACUGACUUCCAUAAUGCUGUUAAAGAUAUUUGCCAAUGCUAGAAACGUGAUUGAGUAUUACUAGCUUUCCUUUUUUUAUGGGACACACUGUAGAUUAAAAACUUUCAGAGUUCAGGCUCUGAAACCCUGAUCAAAAGUAAGUAGAGUUUGCCCUUCAGACCUUGCCUGGCUGGUGAGCAUAAUUAACUUCAUAGCCAUUUCUAAACAACAUAAUUCUCAUGAUGGAUAUUCAAUAUUUUCACAUGCAAGAUAUAUAGGAGAUAUUUAUUUGUAUUAUUAUUUUUUAGCAAAUAUAAAGAUUUGCCCAAAAUGAAAGUUCAAUGUUGUUUAAGUUGUAACUGUAAAGAACAUUGUAUUAUGUGUUGCCUAUAACAUACUCAGAAUUAUCCAUUAUUGCAACAAAAAAAUGACUUGCAAAUGAUACCAGAUAUUUGAAGGAUGCAUUCUUUUACCAUAUUAUAUAGAUAUAGAUAUGCAUAUUUUUUCCCAAUUCACACAUUCCAUGAAUGAUGAUUACUAAAAAAUAUGUAUAUGUUAGAUUAAAAGGAAUAUAAUUUGUCAUGACUUGCCUGUAAUGAUACCAACUGUUUAAAAAGUUUUUUGAAGUGCACAUUUUUGAUCAUAUAUAUAAUAUAUUUUAUAAUAUGUUUUCUAUGAAUGAAUUUUUAUAUUUAUAUGAUUACUUCAUAUAGCAUUAUUCAGAUUCAUUAAAAUCAAAUCAUCAAAGUACGUGUCUGUGUAUAGUCAUAAUAUUAGCAGUAGGCCUAGUUCUUCUGUAGAAACAUAUAAAAAGCACUUUUUAUUUUGAAAGACAUUACGAGAGAGGAAAAACGCGUUCUUUGCUUUAAGAAGUUGUUGUUCAUUGUAAUUGUAGACAAACAAAAUAACACCCAUGCAUACACAUGUUCAUAAGCAAGAAAUAUAAGGGUUUUGUUUGUUUAUCUCUCCAAUCACCUUGCCACCCCACCCCCUAUUCUUUCUCUCUAUAUGUUUUUCUGACCGUUUGUCUUUCAAUCUGUCAUUUUCUCCGUCUGUGUCAUCUCUAAUAUCUGUCGUUACCCUGUCCCCUUACAAUACUCAUAAGAAAGAUUUUUAUAAAAUAAGAAAAUACAUAAACAAAUGUUAUGGAUAUCAGUAGAUAUAUAUUUACACAUCAUUUGAUAC